Cylicocyclus nassatus is the source of this 1484-nucleotide messenger RNA. The record is from the annotation of a GenBank genome assembly. Lineage: Eukaryota; Metazoa; Nematoda; Chromadorea; Rhabditida; Strongylidae.
AUGUCUCGGGUCGGUGUGUUUGGCCAGAUUUCCGAGAUCACCAACGAUCUCUUCUUGUCCGGAGCUGGGUGUUUGAAACCGGAAAAAAUCAAACAAAAACGGAUAUGUUUCAUAGUUAAUGCGACCACAGAAGAACCGAACGCAUAUAUUCAAGGAGUUGAAUAUAUGAAAGUUCGGAUAGAUGACCAUCCAUAUGCACGUAUUCAAGACUAUUUCGAUCAAGUGGCCGACAAGAUCAAGGCUGUCAAGGAUCGCGGCGGAAAGACCUUGGUCCAUUGCAUGGCUGGUGUAUCACGUUCUGCCUCUUUGGUGAUGAUCUACCUCGUAAAAUAUGAACGAAUGACACUUCGACAAGCCUAUCACUAUGUAAAAUCUUGCCGACCCAUCAUCCGUCCGAAUGUUGGUUUCUGGAAGCAGAUGGUGGAUUAUGAGAAGCGCUUUCGAGGAUCUGCCUCAGUGACGAUGGUAAUGACAAAUCAGUGUGAUUUACCGAUCCCGGACAUCUAUGUUGAUGAUCUCAAACGAGCACAAGAUCGAGAACAACAACAGCAACAGCAGAAAGUCUCAAGCGGUACCCUCAUCAGACAACCGAUUGCAUUGUCAUUAACGAAAAGGCGAGGAUACUCUGCUAGCAAUCUCCGGCCAAUCACUUCCACACUACGACGCUCCACAUCACCAGCAGUUUCAUCGAGCAGUGUACAGUACUCAUUGCUUACACCGACACCGUCACGAAAACCUCGUGACAGUCUGUUCAGCCUUUACACAUCCACAUCACGGCCUUUCUUCUCGGCUUUCUGAGCUCUACACGGCGCCUUUCACUUGUUCCUGCCCUCUGCGACUUGUUAACCCGGUUCGGUUCACCUCGUGUGUUCCAUCGCACUAAGCGCCUAAACAUUCGUCAUCUCUUUCAAGUAUUAUCCAUUCACAAUGUACAUAUUACAUGUGUAAUCUCGGCAUUUACAUUUGUGUAGACGUGGGCGGUUUUGAGGUGAAGUAGGCGUUGCGUCGCGUGCUCAUGCGACACGACUCCGCCCAUGGCACACAUUCGGGAUAAGCCCUAAUUAUGCAUGUGUCAUCCAUUCAGCGUCAUUUACUCAGGUUCACUUGUUUCAGUGAUGUCAUCUAUGAGAUAUCGAACCUCCUACGUUGUCAAGAGUAUUUGAUACAUGUAUCGUCAAUUAGUAUCUCUGGAAGCUCUAGCUCUUUGAAAUAGUACUCUAAUUAGGCCUUCUACGUAGUUCUUUAGUUCCCUUUUCUCUGAGCCACUCUUUCUUUGGUGGAUUCGUGCGUCUUGAAUUGAUCUGCUGAUCAAUUUUUUUGGAGACAUUCGUUUGACUACAUUCUCACACAUACACAUACACAUACACAUAUAUACAGUUUAGGAUCUAAGAUAUUGAGUUGUGACCGGGUAUCGACUUUGCGUCAUGUCUUGAUUUACUUGGAAAUCUACCUGUAUUUUAACUGUGUAAUAUGAAAAUAUGUGG